This is a messenger RNA of Ectocarpus sp. CCAP 1310/34, 786 nucleotides long. Lineage: Eukaryota; Phaeophyceae; Ectocarpales; Ectocarpaceae. The record is from the annotation of a GenBank genome assembly.
CAGCAGCAGCAACGGGCGCAGCAGCAGGCGCACCUUCUUCAGCAGCAGCAGCUCCAGAAGCAGCAGGCCAACCAGCUUGCCGAGCAGCAGCGCCGGGCCCAGCAGGCGGCGAGACACCUGACCCAGAUGCAGGAAGCCGCUCUCCAGGAGCGUUCUGAUCGCCAACGUCUUGCCCUCGAGCAGGCCCAGAGGGAGCAGCUACGAGAGCGCGAGCUGCGGGCUUCCUCCGCCGCUCGCGAUCAGGCCCAACAGCACCAGGCGCAGCAGCAGCAGCAGCUCCUGCUACAGCAGCAGGCACAGCAGAGGAGGAGGCUCCAGCUGUUCGAGCAGCAGCAGCUGGCGGAGGCAGUGCGCGCGGAGAUGCAGCAGCAACAGCCGGGGGGUGGCUCGUCAUCGUCAUCGACGGCCCAACACCAGCAGCUGCAGCAGCAACAGUUGCAGCUGCAGCAACAGCAACAGCAGCGCCAGCAGCAGCUCCAGCAGCUCCACCGCAUGCAGCUGCAGCAGCAGCAACAGCAGCAGCAGCUGCAGGCGGCUGCGGCCGCGGAGGCUGCUGCAAGCGAAGCGGCCGAGGCUAGGGAGGCGGCUGCGGCGGCUGCGGCUGCGGCGGCGGACGCGGCUCGCGGGGGGGCCGGCGGAGGAGAAGGGGGGUCGGGGUGGUUCUACCUAGACCCGCAGAAUCGCAUCCAGGGGCCGUUCGACGGGUCGGAGAUGAGGCAAUGGUUCGAGGCAGGCUAUUUCCAGGUGCUUUCUUCUAUUCUCACUGAUGCUUGUACGUUCAUGUGA